UUAAAGCCAAAGCUGGUUGUCGCGUCUCAUUCCUUGUAACUUGAGUUGUGGCGGAGGCUCCGGUGUUCGCCAAAAACAAGGCCCCGGCGGAAACGUGGACAACUUUUUUUUGUAGCUGAUUAACCGGCCCUCUCGUCCUCUGCCCUGAUCGAUAAUCAGUAGAAACCACACGGAGCUAAGCAGACGUAUAAAAUGACCGAGCAGUCGUCGCUGUUGCUACGUAAACAACUAGCAGAGCUCAACAAGAACCCAGUGGAGGGCUUUUCAGCUGGCCUCAUCGACGAUGAUGAUAUCUACCAGUGGGAGGUAGUCGUCAUUGGACCUCAAGAUACACUGUUUGAGGGAGGUUUUUUCAAAGCCAACCUGACUUUUCCCCAUGACUACCCUCUGAGGCCUCCCAAGAUGAGGUUCAUCACAGAAAUCUGGCAUCCCAAUGUGGCAAAAAACGGUGAUGUGUGCAUCUCUAUCCUGCACGAGCCUGGAGAGGACAAGUACGGCUAUGAGAAACCGGAGGAGCGCUGGCUGCCGAUCCACACGGUGGAGACCAUCAUGAUCAGCGUUAUCUCCAUGUUGGCGGAUCCCAACGGAGACUCUCCUGCCAACGUGGAUGCAGCUAAAGAGUGGAGGGAGGAUCCAACAGGAGAGUUCAAGAGGAAGGUGGCACGCUGCGUCCGGAAAAGUCAGGAGAUGGCUUUCGACUAGGACUUCACUCCCAUUAGGCUAGAGUUGGAACUAAACAACAGGGGAUUUGAACUAGGGGGUUGCACUUGAGUCAGCUAGGAAAACCACUUGGCAGAACUUUUGCAGUGUCAACUAGCCUCCGCACAGAAGAGCCGAGACCCUCAGCAGAUCUGUUCAAGCCAUGAAUACUGAAGUACCUUGGCUGUGCCCUCCCCCCAACACACCCUAAAAAAAUCUUUUGAAUAUUGUCAAGCAGUCAAUUUUUAUUUCUCUUCUCGUACAUGUUUGAGAGCCACAUCGUUUCAUUUUUGCAUACAGCUGGAUAUCAGUGACUUUCUCACCCUGGCUGAGGUGUUGUAGGUGUUAUUUUACUCUUUCAACAUGAGCUUGUAGAGGUUCUUAGAGAUCCUUGUUAAAGAUUAUGUAGCGCUUUUUCUUUUUUUGUGGACUGUUUUCAACCCACUGCACUUAGCGUGUUAAACGGACUGAACUGAAUUUAUUUGAGAACACAGAAAAUAACUGGCGCUCUUCAUUCCUGCACAGACACAUUGAAAAGAUUUGCCAUCGCUGUGUUCUCACCAGUUUCAACGAGUGAUGCAUUUCAACAAAAUGACAGCGUAAGCAGCUUGUGCUUAGUUUUUAGUCAUAUAUUAUUAUAUAUAAUCCUAAUCCACGGGAUACACAGAAGACUAGUGCAACCCCAAGAUUAAACCAGAAACCAUUUUUCUGCAAAUCACCAUUAUUUCAUUUAUGACAUCCAGCCUGCUGUUCUCCAUGUUAUGUAAAUAUUCAACAAAUUUUCUGCCAGGUGAAUGUGGAGAAAACAUCCCCUUUGAUUCCCAUUUUCUGACCUGACUUCAUUUCUUUAUUUAUUUAGAUUACAAAUGUUUGAAAAUGCAUAUCUAGUUUGUUUUGAAGGGCUUUUUUUCUUUUCAUCUUGAUUUUCAACCUGCCACACUGAGCCAUCCACUCUAGAGUUAUAUGUCUUUAAAUAUGCAAUUUUUGGAGUCUGGAGUCUUGCAUUCAUUAACGAGAUGGAGAGACCAACAUUGGUUUUCCUUGUCCCUGCACCUCUGACGUGUUCUGCAGAGGAAAGUGUUCCUUCUCUUAAGGGGAAACUAUCACACAAUGCUGCCUUAAAAUUUGUUCACUGCAAAGGAAACUUCAGUGAUGUCUGCAUCAGGAGGCUUCUCUUCUGUUUUUGAGUCCAUAAAAAAGAAAAAAAAUACGAUUUUGGACAAACCAAAAAGCUAAGAAUUGAAGCAUGACACCAAUAAAUACUUUUUUUUGUAAUGAAGAUCAAUGCUACAAUAGUAUUUUUAUCUAUGUAAAUAUUAUGAACUGUACCAUAGAAGGCAAGUUAUUUGUCCUUGUUUGUAUUCCCUUGGAGAAAAUGUCAUACAUUUUAACAUUGCACAUGUACAGAGAAAAAGGUGCUUCCACCUUUCUUACGCGAGAGGUAGUGCGUGUUGCCAUAGUCUCGUAGCGAUUCCAAGCCCAGCCGCAGCGAAAGGCUCUCCUAAACAAACAGCACUUUUUAUGUUUUGGUGAGGAUGUUUUCGGACGAGUCGCGGGGUGUGAACUUUUACCCAUUGAUGGUCAUAUGAAUAUGUUAAGAUUGUGAAAACAAGCAAUAAAGCUCAGUGUGGAUA
This is a messenger RNA of Myripristis murdjan (pinecone soldierfish), 2333 nucleotides long. RefSeq names its product ubiquitin-conjugating enzyme E2G 1b (UBC7 homolog, yeast) (gene ube2g1b). The transcript has 6 exons. NCBI's taxonomy places the organism in Eukaryota, Metazoa, Chordata, Actinopteri, Holocentriformes, Holocentridae. The record is from RefSeq and is a predicted model, not a curated record. Bases 193 to 702 code for a protein of 169 amino acids.